UGUCUUAUGGAGGGGUUUGACGAUGCUGUGGCGUCACGCGGAGGCAAUUUGAUGGGCAUGGGACAAGAUGGCUGUGACGCGCGGUGCUUGGUGUGUGCCAUGCCUUGCCUCUCAUGAAACGCUGCAAGAGUUGUGCAGGAAAGAAAAAUUGACUUGCCAAUGUAUUGAGAUAACCAGAAAGAACUCAAACGUUUACGAAGUGGAGUAUCUUUGUGACUUUAAACUGGAAAAGGGUAAGGAAUAUUUUCUUGUGAAAUGGAAGGGAUGGCCGGCAUCCUGUAACUCGUGGGAGCCCAAAGAAAACCUAAAGUGUCCGGAAAUGCUAAAACAGUUUUCCGCAGACCUGUACAAGUACCUGUUUGAUCUGAAGUCGAAAAAGUCUGGUGUGUUAAAGAACAAUAUUAAGUCUUUGGAUCCUGGUGUGUCCAACUAUAUAGUGAAGAAAGCUAAACAACGAAUUGCACUAAGACGCUGGGAACACGAACUGAACUCGAAAAAAUUCCUCGGAGGAAUGAUUUAUGUGGAAAAUAAUAUUGAUCUCGAGGGUCCUCCCAAAGACUUCCACUACAUCAAUGAUUACAAGCCCUCUCCGGGAAUUAAUACUGUGGGUGAGGCCAUUGUUGGUUGUGAGUGCACGGACUGCUUUACUGGUAAAUGUUGCCCCUUGGAAGCCGGGGUUCACUUUGCCUAUAAUGAGCACAAACAGAUUAUAGUAGAGCCCGGGAGGCCUAUUUAUGAAUGCAACUCAAGAUGCAAGUGUGGUCCAGAUUGUGCUAAUCGGGUGGUACAGAAAGGUCCACCUUACUCCUUAUGCAUUUUCAGGACGGAAAAUGGUCGUGGAUGGGGCGUUAAGACACUCCAGAAAAUUAAGAAGAACAGUUUUGUAAUGGAAUAUGUUGGAGAGGUAAUAACCAGUGAGGAAGCAGAGAGAAGGGGUCAGCAGUAUGACAGCAAAGGAAUCACUUAUCUCUUUGAUCUAGACUACGAGUCAGAUGAGUUCACUGUGGAUGCUGCUCGAUAUGGGAACGUCUCACAUUUUGUAAAUCACAGUUGUGAUCCAAAUCUCCAAGUGUUCAACGUGUUCAUUGAUAACCUAGAUGUGCGCCUUCCUCGGAUUGCAUUGUUCUCAACACGCCAUAUAAAAGCGGGAGAGGAAUUGACAUUUGAUUACCAAAUGAAAGGUUCUGGGGAUCUCAGCUCUGAUUCUAUUGACAUGGAUCCACCGAGGAAGAGACUUAGGACAGUCUGCAAAUGCGGAGCUAGUGCCUGCCGAGGGUAUCUUUAACUAAAGCAUCAUUUCUAUAUAUCAUCUCCGUGAAUGCUGUGACAAGGUUUAUUUUAAGAACAGAAGUAUUUUUUUAUGAAGAACUUUGAAAUAACAUGCAUAGCUGUGCAUGGUUAUUUUUAUUUGACAAAAUAAAUUUUAAUGUCUAUUUUAAA
Molecule: messenger RNA, 1440 nt
Organism: Spea bombifrons (plains spadefoot toad)
Lineage: Eukaryota; Metazoa; Chordata; Amphibia; Anura; Pelobatidae
Gene: SUV39H2
Product: SUV39H2 histone lysine methyltransferase
Exons: 6
Coding region: 68-1285 (405 amino acids)
Cellular component (GO): nucleus
Molecular function (GO): zinc ion binding; histone H3K9 methyltransferase activity; protein binding
Source: RefSeq, a predicted model, not a curated record